GUUCACGGCCGACGCCUAUCUCUUUUUUUUCUUUUUUUUUUUUUAAUUUUCUCCUCUCCAAGGGAAGGAGGACGACAGGAGGAUGGUUGCUCCAUCCGGAGGAACCGCCACCGAAGCGGCGGGGAAGGUGGCGGCGAGGCCGUCGGGGAAGAUGGCGGCGGACUUCGUGAUGGGCGGCUUCGCGGCGGUGGUGGCGAAGAGCGGGGCGGCGCCGGUGGAGCGUGUGAAGCUCCUUCUCCAGAACCAGGGGGAGAUGCUGAAGAGAGGCAACCUCCAGCGGCCUUACAAGGGGAUCGCCAAUUGCUUCUCGAGAGUUUUGAGAGAGGAGGGCGUGCUGUCCCUUUGGAGAGGGAACCAGGCCAAUGUCAUCAGAUACUUCCCCACCCAGGCCUUCAAUUUUGCAUUCAAGGGAUACUUCCAGAGCCUUUUUGGAUGCUCAAAGGAGAAAGAUGGUUUUCUGAAGUGGUUAGCAGGAAAUGUGGCUUCUGGUAGUGCUGCUGGAGCAACAACUUCAUUGUUUUUAUAUCAUUUAGAUUAUGCACGGACCCGGCUUGGCACUGAUGCAAUUGAAUACCGAGCUAACAACCAACGCCAGUUUAAAGGACUACUAGAUGUAUACAGGAAGACACUGGCAAGUGAUGGUAUUGCUGGUUUGUAUCGAGGUUUUGGAGUUUCUAUAAUGGGUAUCACUCUGUAUCGGGGCCUCUAUUUUGGCAUCUAUGACACUGUGAAGCCUGCUGUUCUAGUUGGACCAUUAGAGGGAAACUUCUUAGCUAGUUUCAUGUUAGGGUGGACUGUGACAACAUUUUCUGGGGUCUGUGCAUACCCAUUUGAUACACUGCGCAGGAGAAUGAUGUUGACUUCGGGACAACCUUCCAAGUAUCACAGCGCAUUCCAUGCCUUACAACUUAUAGUUGGCAACGAGGGUCUCUCUGCACUUUUUAGGGGAGUUGCUGCUAACAUGCUCUCAGGAAUGGCAGGAGCAGGAGUUCUUGCAGGAUAUGACCAGCUCCAUCGAAUUGCAAGCAGGCAUAUUGCGAUUUGGAGCAACAGCUGAGAGGGGGCUUAAAAUGAUGUGGACCCAUAUAAGAAAUUUGGACCCAUGUUUACCAUAUUCAUAGAUUCUUUUUUUUUUUUUUGAACAAUUCUUGCUGAUGGUGGACACAAAAAGCAAGCCAAAGAGUUACUCUAGCAUUGCUGUCUUACAAUCAACUUCCCAUGUACAUAGGGAGCCAAGGAAACACCCAUCUAAUUCAGAGUAUGUCAAAUGUGUACUCUGUUUUUUCAAUGUAAAAUGGAUAAGUUAUUCUUGUUCUUGUUCUCUUUGUAGUGAUUCCAUUUGCAAUAAAUGAAAAGUUUAAAGAGACAA
Elaeis guineensis (African oil palm) is the source of this 1369-nucleotide messenger RNA. Its product is annotated as ADP,ATP carrier protein ER-ANT1. Gene Ontology annotation, biological process: mitochondrial ATP transmembrane transport; mitochondrial ADP transmembrane transport. Gene Ontology annotation, cellular component: mitochondrial inner membrane. The record is from RefSeq and is a predicted model, not a curated record. Gene Ontology annotation, molecular function: ATP:ADP antiporter activity. NCBI's taxonomy places the organism in Eukaryota, Viridiplantae, Streptophyta, Magnoliopsida, Arecales, Arecaceae.